GAAGUUGCCUCUCCGGCAGUCAGCUGCCACCCAGAGGUGUGCGGUAGCUGCAGACCCUUCAGGUAGAGCCAUCCGGCCGGGGGAGGACGUCCACAGAGCCGCCGUCUGUAAUGGAGAGCAACGGCAGCGUGUGCGCGACCGUAGGGAGUCGCCUGCACGACUCCUCCGAGUCGGACUCGGAGCCGGAUGGGGGUCCUGCCCGGCCGGCGGGUGUAGACCCCUCGCCCGGUUCCUUCGCACGCACCCAAGUAAUCCACAGCGGACACUUCAUGGUGUCAUCGCCGCACAGCGACUCUGCGGCGCGCCACAACAAGAGCGGCGGCUCUCUAAGAUAUGACUUUGACACGGUGAACAGGACCUGGUGCCAGACCUACCGGUACCACUCCGGUAGCCUAAGCAUCGACCCGACACUGACACGCCUUUUCGAGUGCAUGUCUCUGGCUUACAGUGGGAAAAUAGUGUCUCCCAAAUGGAAGUCUUUCAAGGGUCUGCGCUUGCUUUGGAGGGAUAAGAUCCGUCUGAACAAUGCAAUAUGGAGAGCUUGGUUCAUACAAUAUGUGGAGAAGAGGAAAAACCCGGUGUGUGGGUUUGUCACCCCGCUUGAAGGCUCCGAAGCAGAAGCUCAUCGAAAGCCUGAGGCAAUAAUUUUGGAAGGCAGCUACUGGAAGAGGCGGAUUGAAGUGGUGAUUAAGGAGUAUCACAAGUGGAGGAUUUAUUAUAAAAAAAGGCUCCAAAGGAAGAAGGAUGAUAUUCUGUCAAUGCUGCAAGAGGGUCAGAACAGCCAGGCCAAGCUGGACAGAUUUGCCAGUCAUUCCUAUCACCAACCUGAAGUUGCUCCAGUGGAAGCUCACAUGUUUGACCUGGAUUGCCUCCUCUCUGAUAUCUCCGACACUCUGUUCACGAUGACACAGAAACCCUGUCCCUGGACCAGCGACCGACACAACACAUACACAAGCAAUGCUGACAUGAUCCAGCCAGGCCUGACUCCACUGCAGCCCAGCAUGGAUGAUUUCAUGGACAUACCAGAUAUCUUUCUGAAUUAUCGAGGUCAGCUCACUGACCAGAGUAGUUUUGCAGACUGUCGCUACUUUGAAGGCCCACCCAUCACAGCUUAUGCUCCUCAUCCAUCUCCUGUUGUAACAGCCCCUGAGCUACUUAUUAAUCCCCAACUAAAUCAGCCAAGUCUGUCUUCUGAUGGUUUGCCCCAGCUGUCUACAUCCAGCCCACGCUCAGAACAUGCCAGGGCGAGCCAGGAUUGUGGAGAGUACCAUACACCCAGCACAGUGUCAGGAGCCAUGCCAUAUGGACAUCAGUCAUACCAUGAUGCAUCUGUUUCUACAGCAUACACCAGUAACACAGACCAACCGGUUUCUGCAAGUAUUCCCUUCCUGAACCCGCUGCCUUCUCACAAGUUUGGGUUCUACACAACGACCACUGUGACCCCCACUGUUAUCACUCACACGGCCUCCACCACCGGAGCCCAGGGCUCAGUGUACCCGGCUCAUACUUACGUUCCAGGGGUGGACCCAUACUCCCAGACCCACUGUUACCCGACCUCUGCAUCUGACCCGAUCCAUGUGGUACUGGGUCCUGUCACAGCGACCCAUUGCCUGUCUGUCCCAGAGCAGGUAGUCCUAACAGAGGUCAGAGGCAAACACAAGCACAAAACGGGAGGACUGCGAACAGUUGGGUCACCCCCUUUGCCUUCCAACCCUGAAUCCAGUGCCACCAUGCCUACGGGCUGCUUGGUUCAACUGCUUUCCUGCAGCACACAUGAAAGAAAAACGACACUUGGAUAUAAUAGCACCACUUUGAUGACAAGCAAAGAUCAGAGGUCCACAUCCAAAGGCUCUGUGCAGAUGGGAAGGGAACCCCAAGUUGGCGGAGCAGCCUCAACACUUCAUCAUGGACCUGGUUGGCCUAAACCGAUGACCCCUAUGCUUAGCCACAGUGGAUCCCAUGCCAGCUCCUCUAGAGGCUCAGCCAUGUCUGCUGUCCUUGCCAUGGGUCUACAAACAUCCCCACAUGCCCUGCUCAUUCCCAAGAAAGAGAAGCUAUCACCCGUUCCACUCUAUGCCACAGAAAUGAGCAGCUUGACUGGACAAGGAAAGGGGAAAUCUACCAAGCAAACAGAGACUAGGAGAAUCACUCACAUAUCUGCGGAGCAAAAGAGACGUUUCAACAUAAAACUGGGGUUUGACACUUUACAAAACCUUGUAACCACACUCAGCUCUCAGCCAAGUAUAAAGAUCAGCAAAGCCACGACCUUGCAGAAGACGGCAGAGUAUAUCAGCAAGAUGCAGCAGGAGAGAGCUCAACUGCAUGAGGAGGUUCAGCGACUCAGGGAGGAAAUACAGCACCUGAACUCUUCCAUCAAUGUUUGCCAGCAGCAGCUUCCAGCCACAGGUGUUCCCAUCACGCGGCAACGAUUUGACUACAUGAGGCAAAAGUUCAGAGAGUACGUCCGGGCUCAAACUUUACAAAACUGGAAGUUCUGGAUUGUAUCCUUAU
Messenger RNA from Cyprinodon tularosa, 2511 nucleotides. Its product is annotated as carbohydrate-responsive element-binding protein. NCBI's taxonomy places the organism in Eukaryota, Metazoa, Chordata, Actinopteri, Cyprinodontiformes, Cyprinodontidae. Gene Ontology annotation, molecular function: RNA polymerase II cis-regulatory region sequence-specific DNA binding; DNA-binding transcription factor activity, RNA polymerase II-specific; protein dimerization activity. Gene Ontology annotation, biological process: regulation of transcription by RNA polymerase II. The record is from RefSeq and is a predicted model, not a curated record. Gene Ontology annotation, cellular component: nucleus.